AGGGAGGGCUGCCGGGGAAGGCUCAGGCAGACCAGGAACUUUGGCUUUCAAUCCGAUGGGACUAGGGAGCCAUGGCAGGUGUUUGCGCAGCGAGGGGUCGGCUGUGCUCAGGGCUCUGGGCUGGCCGUGAACUGGGGGGUGGAUGGGAGGAGCCCAGGUGAGAGGCAGUUAGAAGGGCCAGGGGUAACUGUCACAAGCUUGAAUGAGGGUGAAAGUCACUGGAGGAGGAAGACACCAGGGGACACGCAGCCGACGUCAGAACAGCCCAGGGCGCUGAGGAAAGCCGCAGCUGGGACAACCUGGAGGGAGGGGCGUGCAGGCAGUGGGGUGGGACACGCACAGGCAGUGGGGUGGCAUCACGGGCCCCGCACCUGGCAGGUGCCCAGUACAGAGACCAUCCAUGGGAGGAAGGAGGCCAUCGUGGCUCUAGGUCAGCACAGGUCAUGCUUUCUCCCCGUUCCCACAGCUCUGCCUUCUACACCCCCUGCCCGGUGCCCCGGAAGAACCCUGCUGGGCCAGCAGGGGCAGUACCAGCCUAGUCCCGUGUCUACCGCGCACCCAUAUGGCUUCCUCUCCAUCCACCCUCCCCCUCCCUGUCCUUAUCUUUCCCUCCCGUCUCCAUGGCGACUCACCACCCCGGCUUGCCUGCAUCCCAGCCUCUGCCAGGGAUUCUGGGCCCGGCUCCGUCCCUCCCUCCGGAGCCCUGGUUCCUGCAGUCCUGUCUCCUCCCCCUGGGGUGAGUCCAGAGGCAGCCUCCUCUUUCCCGACUGUCACAUCCAUUUUCCAGCCCUGCCGACUUGUGUCCUCUGGGGAGACCCCCCCACCAGCCUCCACUGGCCACAGCUCCGCCAGCCCUUCCGGGAGGGAAGCCAGCCUCAGCGCCGCCAAAGGUCUCCUGGGUGUCCUGCCUGCUCCCGGACCCUCUCCCGGACCCUCUCCCCACGCCAGCCUCCCAUGCCGAGGUCUGCCUUGUCAGUCAUUUCCUUUUGUCACCGGCUUGGCAAACAGGAGAGAAAACAGAGCUUCAUGGGCAACAGCAGCAACAGUUGGUCCCACGCACCAUUCCCCAAGUUGGACCUGGGGCUGGGGUCCCGACCUGUGGCACCCCGGGAGCCGCCCGCCUGCUCCAUCUGCCUGGAGAGGCCGCGCGAGCCCAUCUCUCUGGACUGUGGCCACGACUUCUGCCCGCGGUGCUUCAGCACCCACCGUGUCCCCGGCUGCGGGCCACCCUGCUGCCCCGAGUGCCGCAAGACCUGCAAGCAGAAGGGCCUCCGGGGCCUGGGGGAGAGGAUGAAGCUCCUGCCGCGGAGGCCGCUGCCCACUGCGCUGCAGGAGACCUGCGCGGUGAGGGCCCAGCCGCUGCUGCUGGUGCGUGUCAACGCCUCCGGGGGCCUCAUCCUGAGGAUGGGGGCCGUCAACCGCUGCCUGAAGCACCCGCUGGCCAGGGACACCCCCGUCUGCCUCCUUGCUGUCCUGGGAGAGCGGCACUCAGGGAAGACCUUCCUGCUGAACCACCUGCUUCAGGGCCUGCCCGGACUGGAGCCCGGCGAGGGCGGCUGGCCGAGGGAAGGGUGCUCCGGACAGGGCUUCCGGUGGGGAGCCAACAGCCUCACCAGGGGCCUCUGGAUGUGGAGCCAUCCCUUCCUGCUGGGGAAGGAGGGGAGGAAGGUGGCCGUGUUCCUGGUGGACACGGGGGACGCCAUGAGCCCUGAACUGAGCAGGGAAACGAGGACCCGGCUCUGCGCCCUCACCUCCAUGCUGAGCUCCUACCAGAUCCUCACGGCCUUCCAGGAGCUGAAAGAUACAGACCUGGAAUAUCUGGAGAUGUUUGUCCACGUGGCCGAGGUGAUGGGCAGGCAUUAUGGGAUGGUGCCAAUCCAGCACCUGGACCUCUUAGUUCGUGACUCAUCCCACCCCAGCAAGGCGGGGCAGGGGCAUGUAGGCGACAUGAUCAAGGUGAGGGAGGGGAUGGGGCGGAGGUGUAGACGGGGCAGAAGGUCAGUUAGCCAGGGAGGGGUCCUGUCAGCGAGACUCUCUCCCUCAGACACAGAUGAUGAUGCUGGCCCCCUCCGCGCCUACGUGGCCGACGUGCUGAGCGCGGCCCCCCAGCACGCCAAGAGCCGCUGCCAGGGCUACUGGAGCGAGGGGCGCCCCGCGGCCCGGGGGGACAGACGCCUGCUCACGGGGCAGCAGCUGGCUCAGGAAAUCAAGAACCUCUCGGGCUGGAUGGGCAGGACGGGGCCUGGGUGCGCCUCUCCGGAUGAGAUGGCUGCCCAGCUGCACGACCUUCGGACGGUGGAAGCUGCCAAGAAGGAGUUUGAGGAGUACUUGCGGCAGCAGGACGUGGCCACCAAGCGCAUAUUCUCUGCGCUCCGGGUGCUGCCAGACACCAUGCGGAACCUCCUGUCGACCCAGAAGGACGCGCUCCUGGCUCGGCACGGGGCGGCCUUGCUAUGCACGGGGAGGGAGCAGACCUUAGAGGCCCUGGAGGCCGAGCUGCAGGCCGAGGCCAAGGCCUUCAUGGACUCCUACACCGUGCGCUUCUGCGGCCACCUGGCCGCUGUGGGCGGUGCCGUGGGCGCAGGGCUCAUGGGCCUGGCGGGGGGCGUGGUGGGUGCCGGCAUGGCCGCCGCGGCGCUGGCCGCAGAAGCUGGGAUGGUGGCCGCAGGAGCUGCAGUGGGGGCCACGGGGGCAGCCGUGGUCGGGGGAGGCGUGGGUGCCGGGUUGGCGGCCACGGUGGGCUGCAUGGAGAGGGAGGAGGACGAGAGAGUGCAGGAGGGGGACCGGGCGCCCCUGCUGCAGGAGGAGUGACCGCCCGCCAGAUGCUCCAGGGAAGGAGAGCUGCCGGGGGGAGGGGAGGGAUGGGGGCCGCUGUUCCGAGGGCCCCUGUGUGCCACACCACCCUGGUUGAACGCCCCAUCUGGGUGGUGACUGGUGACCGAGAAUCGAGGAGACCUCAGGGCCGGCGGCAGGGUAUGAGCCUGAACAGAGUCUGGGGCUGUAUCUGUUGCAGACGACUGCUAACCUGCCUCUCUUCCCAGAUAAACUGGGCCCCAGGGUCUCCCGCCAAGAUUGUGGCCCACCCUCCCCGCCCUGGCUUAUUUCCCGAGAUGGUAGGGGGGCUAAGCGGGCGCCAUUCUGGAAGUCUCCCCUUCAGAGGCGGGAGCAGCCCCAGGAUGGGUGACCUAGGUGUUCAAGAUUGGGACCCCUGAUAAGAGGCUGGGGAAGGAACAGGAGGGGCCACCGGGCAAAGCCAGAGAGUCCGGGUGGUGCACGGUGGCCUACCCCCCUGAGUGGAGACUCUUUCCAAAGCUACCCCAGCAGGACGGGGGCCACCCCCUUCUCCCGCAGCCCCGGGGAGCCCACAUGUGCACCGGGAAUGGGGUUCCCUUACGUGUCCCUCGUGGUUGUGCCCUUUGUCCAGCCUGGUCAGUGCCCAUGUUCUUUGUGGAAUGCCAUCCCAGCAACGGGUCAAAAGCCAAAGAAAACACCUGUAGUUGCAUUCUGAGCUACAUCAACAGCCCUCAUAGCAGAUUCUAUGAAAGUCCUGGGGGACACAUCCACGGAACAUGCCCGCCCCCCUCAGCCUAGGGGAGACACCUCCGUCCAUGUUAGCAGGAGACCUGGAUGCAGCCCCCAGGAGGACAGCAGAGCCCCACAAGGAGGGCUUCUAGGCUAUUAAACUGCAAAGGAUUAAUGGGCGCAUCGUAUGCAAAAUAAAAUGUGUGUGCUUGA
Messenger RNA from Delphinapterus leucas (beluga whale), 3735 nucleotides. NCBI's taxonomy places the organism in Eukaryota, Metazoa, Chordata, Mammalia, Artiodactyla, Monodontidae. The record is from RefSeq and is a predicted model, not a curated record.